AGCCUAAUGAAGUCAGUGCCUCCAACUGGACUCUUGAAGAAACCUGUGGAUAAGAAACUGUGACUCAGACGGAGAGUCUCGGCGUUUGCAGGUUCUUUUUUGGAGUUUUUGGUUGUUGUUUUUUCAGUUUGUGCUCUACAGCAUUUCUCGGAGUAAAGAAGCAGCGGGACUCAGGAUCAUCAUGAUACCAUGGUGGCCAAACUGUUAGGGCUGGCCUUUCUUUAUCUCACGACCGGUCCAUUCACCUUCUCUGCACAUGGCACGUCAGUGUAUCCUGUCCCAACUUCAUCUGUAAAGAUCAAUCCAAACUGGGAGGUGGUCUACCAGGACACUGACGUUUAUGGGGUGGUGGGCAAAGCCGUGAUCCUGGAGUGUGGCACCAGCGUGCCUGACAUCUACAUAUGGAGCUUCACCAAGCCCGGCACUGACGCCAUCAAAGCAGUGGUGUAUAAUCUGGGGAAAGGGCCGAGGAUCCAGCAGUUUGCUGAAACACUUGGACACUUGACCAUCAUCUCAAACAGUGCAGCAGUGAGCAUUGAGAAACUGCCUCUGGCUGCUCAUGGCCUGUUCACCUGCCAGGCCUUCUACAAUAUCGACAAGGAGCCUGUAGUCUACUAUUACUACGUUCACCUCAAUGUCAGAGUCCCCGUCAGUAAGCCGUAUCUGUUGCUAAGCGAUGUGUCUCCGGUGGAAGGCUCCACAAUGUGGAUGCGAUGCAACCUGGAAAACGGGACCGGGCCAAUCCAGUACGUAUGGCAGCACGAAACCCACAGUGGCAACAUCACGGUGGUGGCCCAGGGAAGCAGCAACCUCAUCAACAUAACGGACAUCAACAGAAACCACACUGGCUGGUACCGCUGUGUGGCCACCAAUGCCGUCAACAGUGAGAGCUCUAACCGCUUAUGGCUGGACACCAUCUAUGGUCCUGACAUCCCCCGGAUAGACGUGACUCCGUACAGUAUAACAGAGCGGGGUUACUCAGCGUUGGAGAGAGAGACUGUUUCACUGAUGUGUCAAGCCCCGUCCAAUCCAGCCAGUCAGUACGUCUGGUUCUACAACAACUCCCAGGUCUACAGUGGGCCGCAGUACACCAUCACCAAGAUCCUUCGCAUGCACACAGGAGACUACGCCUGCUUGGCCCAGAACACAUACCUGAACACCCGCUCCAAAAAAACCAUCAGCCUGACUGUCUACUACCCUCCUGACGGUUCCCCCUCCUGCUCCGUGGAGGCCGCUCUGAAUCACACUGCUCUGAAGCUGCUCUGCGUCUGGGCCGGGGGAUUCCCCUCCCCGUCCUUGGACUGGACCGGAGAUCUGGUGCAGGCAGGAAAAACCCAGGUGGACGCAGAACAACAAACUAAUCUACAAAGUGGCACUGCCAUCAUUCUGCCCUCUGGGAGCGUGACCCCUAACAGCUUGUUCAGAUGUGUGGGCUCCCAUCCUGCUCUGAAACAAACUACAGAGUGCAACACACGGACAUACAUUCCUCCUGCAGAACCGGUGUGUUUUGCCUACGUCACAAACACUCAGCAAUACCUGAUGCUGUCCUGCUCCUGGGAUGGAGGGGCCCCAAAGGCCCUAGUGUGGUGGGAGGGACCAGGGGGCCAAAGCAAAGGAGGACAAGAAAACUCCAACAUCCUGAUCCUCCGUUAUGGGACGGCCCGAAGUGGGAAACCGUACACCUGCUACGCUAAACACCCACUUCUGGUGGAAGCAAAGAGUUGUAGGCUCACACUGGAGGCCCCGGUGUUGUUGACGCAGCGCAGAGUCAUCUCUGUGUACGAGGGGAGUGACGUUCAGCUCACCUGCAAUCUGAGAGCCAAUUACCUUCCAGCCAAUGACAUCACCUGGUUCAACAACCAGGGCGUGGAUGUCCGAGACACGUCGAAGUACAUGCUGCUGCAAACGUCUGCCUGGGCCAACCUGACUGUGAGAGAAACCGAUGAGAUGCAGGACAGCGGAGAGUACAGAUGCUCCACUUCAAACGCAGUGGGAGGCGCUGAGAUCAACGUCACUCUGGUGGUCAAGAGAUACCCCAUGCCACCCAAUGCAACCCUGAUCAGAGCGACGUACAACAGCCGACAGCGUAACGAGGUGGAGCUGGAGUGGCAGGUCGACGGUACGGAGGAGACUGGAGGAUGGACUGGUUUCCAUGUGGAGCACCAGUUGGUGUCUGAGCGACCAAACAAGAGACGGAGCAGCAAUAUUUCACAGCUGCAGCUGGAGAGGAUUGCCUCCCAAGACUGGUACCGUACCAUCAUCCAGGAUCCAGGCAGCAGGAGUCACACAGUUCGAGGACUGACUCCGACCGUUACCUACCAGUUCCGCAUAACACCCAUCAACCACCGCACCAUCGGACACCCGUCUCCAACAAAAACUCCAGCGGAACCACGCAACAGCAUGUACCCCGCUGUGAUCGGAGCAGCGAUAGGCGGGAUGCUCUUCGCAGCCAUUCUCACAGUCCUGCUGCUCAUGUACAUAAUCCGCAACCGCAACAACAACCCCAGACUGCAUGACAUGCUGUUUGGCAUGCAGCACAGCCAGUCCAGAGAGAACAUUAAUUUUCCAGAGGAUGAAAUGGUCAGAGGGUCAGAUGGAGGGAUAGAGGACAUUGGGGGAUUAUCAACUGCAGGCCCAGCCGUUUCUAUACCCAGGGCAUCCUCGCCCCUCACCGCCUCACCCAGGAGUGCCACUCCCACCCCCACCAGUCAAGCCCCUCCCUCUGGAGACGACAACGAGCCAGUGAGCGUCACAAUCACAGUCAAGGCUGCAGAAUCCUAGAGUAAAUAAACCAGCUGUAGUUUACACUGGAGCUCUUGCUGUAAAUAGCGUCAUGCACAUCGAUUUGUCUGAUUUAUCUAACAAAACAUUUUGAUGUUGGUUUUAAAAGGUCAGGCGCUGCAAAAAUGAGCUAGACGGUCAAUUUGCUAUGUAUAAUAUGUACAUGUUAAGUGUUUUUUUUAGCUUUUCGCCUUAGCAGGCAUCCGUCUUCAUUACACAUUAACCUCAAAUUCUUUCAGAUUUGCAUAGAGGAUAGUAAUACGCAUUUGUGUAUCAAUUAAAAUAUAAGAUUUUUUCAUUAUCACAGAUCAUUUAGCAAACAAGAUCUUUAUUAAUUUAUUCAGCUUUGAACAUUAACAUAGCAAAAACAACCAGAACACUUCAGUCUUUAUGAAUGGCAAAUUGUAGAAAACUAUGUGAUCUAUAAAGUCUUGAUCUUUCAAGUGUAUAAAAAAACAAGUGUUAACAACAAGAACAUGUAAAUAUAUACAGUUUGUCUCUAAAGUCCA
Molecule: messenger RNA, 3290 nt
Organism: Xiphophorus hellerii (green swordtail)
Lineage: Eukaryota; Metazoa; Chordata; Actinopteri; Cyprinodontiformes; Poeciliidae
Product: V-set and immunoglobulin domain-containing protein 10-like 2
Exons: 12
Coding region: 190-2781 (863 amino acids)
Molecular function (GO): protein binding
Source: RefSeq, a predicted model, not a curated record